This is a messenger RNA of Apodemus sylvaticus (European woodmouse), 2275 nucleotides long. RefSeq names its product ADP ribosylation factor like GTPase 6 interacting protein 1 (gene Arl6ip1). The record is from RefSeq and is a predicted model, not a curated record. The transcript has 7 exons. NCBI's taxonomy places the organism in Eukaryota, Metazoa, Chordata, Mammalia, Rodentia, Muridae. The coding region runs from base 88 to 825 and encodes 245 amino acids.
CUGCGGGGCGUUCCCCCGCGCUCGGGUUCUCCUGCUGCUGCUGAGUUUAGUGUGUGUUCGCUCGUUGAUAACCGCGCGUCUGGAACGAUGGCGGAGGGGGAUAACCGCAGCAGCAACCUGCUGGCCGUGGAGACUGCAAGUCUUGAAGAGCAGCUGCAAGGCUGGGGAGAGGUGAUGCUGAUGGCUGACAAAGUCCUUCGAUGGGAAAGAGCCUGGUUUCCACCUGCCAUUAUGGGUGUGGUUUCCCUGCUGUUCCUGAUUAUCUAUUAUCUUGAUCCAUCUGUGCUGUCUGGUGUUUCCUGCUUUGUUAUGUUUUUGUGCCUGGCUGACUACCUUGUUCCCAUUCUGGCACCAAGGAUUUUCGGCUCUAAUAAAUGUUUUGAUCCAGACAUCAAGCCAGGCACUGGAGAUGGAGCUCAGUAUUUAGAGUACUUGCCCAGAACACAUGGUUCCCUUAAUUCUCUUCUCAGCUGGAGGAAUGAAAAAAACACACAUAAUGAACAGACCACUGAACAACAGCAAAGAUUUCAUGAAAUCUGCAGUAAUCUGGUUAAAACUCGACGCAGAGCUGUGGGCUGGUGGAAACGCCUCUUUUCGCUAAAGGAAGAAAAGCCUAAAAUGUACUUCAUGACCAUGAUCAUUUCUCUUGCUGCGGUUGCUUGGGUGGGACAGCAAGUUCACAACUUGCUUCUCACCUACCUGAUUGUGACUUUUGUGCUGUUGCUUCCUGGACUAAACCAACAUGGAAUCAUUUUGAAGUAUAUUGGAAUGGCCAAAAGGGAGAUAAACAAGCUUCUCAAGCAAAAAGAAAAGAAAAAUGAAUAAGUAGUGCGACUGCCGCGGAGUGUGCCCUGGCCCUGGGAACAGGUGUCCAGUGCUGUCUGGACACGGAAGUGUUACAGUGGCUCUCUGUUUCCCUCACUCUGCCCUUGUUAAUAGAUUCUCACAGGCCAGGCUUUGUGCUGUCUAGUGCCAGGUGUAGCUGGGUACAUUCCUGUCAUUAUGACUUGUUUUAUUGACUUUUUAUUUUUGACAACUUCCUUUAAAAUACUAAAGUGGUGAACUUUACUGUUUUGUACAGUGAACUGUGACUUUGCAUAAUUGUUGAUGUUUGCUUUAGCUAAAUUCAAGGUCUGUGGCUACAGGAAGCUGCUUCUACUGUCUGCUUCCACAGUCUGCUUAGCAACCUGUCUUUGUGAGUACAGAGAUUGGGUUUACCACUUCUGAUGAAGAGACCACUUAAGAUUCAUUCCUGAUUUUCCACUGUGGGAGAAUACCCAUGGACUAAGAUAAAAGCUAACUCCACACCCUAGUGUGUGUAAGCUCUUCUCCCGUACAAAAUGCAGCCGCUUCAGGGAGCAUUGCCCCUUUGUUCCUGUGGGGAGUCUGACAGCCUUUGACUGACCUCUCAUUCCCUUUGCACUGCUUCAGGUUAGUUCAGGUCCAUAUGAGCUUUUGAGCAACAAGCUUUGAGGAGAUUGUAUUUGGGGAUUUUAGCAGUUACUUUGUUCCAGAUUUUCAGCUGACUUAAAAUGUUUGUGACUUUACUGUAAGACCAGCCAGGGAUAAAAGUAUCUUUUGUUUGUUGAGUAGAAAACUAGAUUAUCUAUUAAUAUUUAAGACCAGGGGGAAAAUGCUUUAAAAGUAAGCCUGGAAAAUCUCAUUUGUUUUCAUACUAUUGGCUGAGUUUCAGUCACUCCAGCUUUGCACUUGAGAGACAGUGUUUACUGGUGUUUGACUUUCCCCUUGACAUUUCUCAGAAAAAUGCAGGGCUGCAGCUGAGAGCAGACUGCUGAUUGGUGACUCUGGUCUGCAUAGCUUUUGCAACUCCUUAAAGCUUACUGUGAUCACGUGUCCUCUCAGUAGGUAGACUUGUAGAGCAGUUGAACUCUGCAGACUUGAACCUCUGAGGGCCAAACUAGGGCACAUUCGGGAACAACUCCUUACCCCAUGAACUAUUGUGACAUAGUUUGUGAUAUGAUCCUUGCACUGAUGCUGUGAACCCUGACCCUGUCUGUGUCUGCCUUUGUUCCCUCCCGUCCCUACCACUGGGAGCAGUGCUGCCUCUUGUAGCAUGUGUGUAUGUGUUUUUUUUUAAUGUUUCAUGACACUCACUUUGGUCUUAACUUGUUUUCUUGUAAAUAAGCCUGCCUUUCUACCUGGAAUUUAUGUGUGUAUGACUAAUACAUGUUCUACCAGUUAACUACUUUGGCAGUUUUAAUCAUUUCUUCUUUGUUUUGUGGUAAAGGGGGAAAAAUUAAAAAACCAUUUGGAA